AUGAGUCUGUGCAAUUGGGGUCUCCCGGCUUGUCAUCAUAAGGUUUAUGAGCUGGUUCAGGGGACUCAUCUCAACAAGAAGGAAGCAGUGUGUCAUUACGAAGCUACCAGCGAUGGGAGUUAUGAAAUGCUUCUUGACGCAUUGCAAAGCUAUGGAACCUUAGGCAGCCUGGGCCCCCGUGUGACCAUGAAGCGGAAGCUUCUUCAAGUUCUGUACCCAAAGUAUAAACAAGUGCCUGAGACGCACAUCGCGUGGUUGGCAGAUGCCGCGAGGGAGAUGCUUAAUCCUACUAAUUUGCGACGACUGGUAGACUUUGUUCACUACGAAUGGGACGGACAGCUCGGCGAUACAGGUUAUUGUCCAUAG
Molecule: messenger RNA, 366 nt
Organism: Penicillium cataractarum
Lineage: Eukaryota; Fungi; Ascomycota; Eurotiomycetes; Eurotiales; Aspergillaceae
Exons: 1
Coding region: 1-366 (121 amino acids)
Source: RefSeq, a predicted model, not a curated record